UACUAUUUAUUGAGAGGCGAAUAUGUCAGAAAUUAUAUAAAUUGACAUUUGCAUACAAUAUUGUUUAAAAUUAAAGUAUUUUUGUCCAAUUUAAUUCAGUAUUCUUAACAGAUUUCUUUGUUCGAUAAGUGAAAUUUUCUUGGUCGCCGCAAGAGUGAAGUUCGUUCAAGUGACGUCACAAAAACGAUCAGUCACAGUCAUCGAAACAGAGAAAUGUCGGCGUGUUGUAAGAACAAGUGAUAGUUCUUGUGCUUGGAAAUUGUGGCCCGUGUUCAAAAUUGUAAAUUUACUCUUAUAUACUUUAACAAAUUUUAAUUAUGGCGUCAUCAAGCGUUAAAAGUGAAUUUGUAGUGGGUGGAAAAUAUCGUUUAGUUCGCAAAAUUGGUAGCGGAUCUUUUGGUGACAUUUACUUGGGUAUCAAUAAAACAAAUGGAGAAGAGGUUGCUGUAAAAUUGGAAUCAAUAAGAGCUAGGCAUCCACAAUUGCUGUAUGAAAGCAAGUUGUAUAAAAUUCUAAAUGGUGGUAUUGGUAUCCCACAUAUCAGAUAUUAUGGUCAGGAAAAAGAAUAUAACAUAUUAGUUAUGGACUUGUUGGGGCCAUCACUCGAGGAUCUGUUCAAUUUCUGUUCACGAAGAUUCACAAUCAAAACGGUCCUGAUGUUGGCUGAUCAAAUGAUUGGCCGCAUCGAAUACGUCCACUGUAAAUCGUUCAUUCAUCGGGACAUCAAACCGGACAAUUUCCUUAUGGGCAUCGGUCGUCACUGUAACAAACUCUUCUUAAUUGACUUUGGACUGGCGAAAAAGUUCCGAGACGCCCGGACACGUUGUCACAUUGCGUAUCGUGAAGACAAAAAUCUCACGGGAACCGCUCGCUAUGCCAGCAUCAACGCCCAUCUCGGAAUCGAACAGUCUCGCAGGGACGACAUGGAGAGUCUCGGUUAUGUGCUUAUGUAUUUCAACCGCGGCUCGUUACCCUGGCAAGGGCUUAAGGCUGCAACCAAGAAACAGAAAUACGAAAAAAUCAGCGAAAAGAAAAUGUCCACACCCGUAGAAGUACUAUGCAAAGGAUUUCCAGCAGAAUUUUCGAUGUAUCUCAAUUACUGUCGCGGUCUCAGAUUCGAGGAGGCUCCCGACUACAUGUACCUUAGACAACUGUUCCGUAUAUUGUUCAGGACCCUGAACCACCAAUACGACUACACAUACGACUGGACGAUGCUUAAACAAAAGGCCGCCCAGACGGCCGGCGUCGUGGGAGCGUCUGCUCAACCAUCAACUUCACAAACUAUCACUCAGCAACCCGCUAAAGAUAACGAAAAAGAAAAGAAUCAGAACUCGACGAAGGCUACUGCACAUACAUACAAUCACGGCUCCGUUUGCGAAAUAAAUAAACCUGUUAAAGGUCAUUGAGUUGAUGAACAUCCCGUUGUUACCAAUUCUGUUUUUGUUUUCCUGUAUUUGUACCAUUUUUGAUUAGAGCUACAUAAAUCGAACCAUUGUUAAAAAUUUGUUUUUAUUUUCGUCAACACACUGAUUCUUCUUUCAAAACUUAAUCAAACACAAUUUAUUACUUUUCUUUUAACGUUACUAUACUCUCCAAUACUUUAUUCUAUCGUAAUAUCAAAAUUAAAGUUGUUCGAUAUCUUUGUAUGUAGUUCUGAGCAGUAUAUUCUGGUUGCAUUUUAGUAUUUGGGUGCUUACCAGGGGUGUGAUACCUCAUUGCGAAGUUCAUGAGUAGAGGAUCAGAGAAGUCAAAAUCCGUUGUCAGAAACGUUAGCAUUAUAUCUCAAUAAUUAUUUAUUGGGUAGCAUCAGUUACUAUGAUAAAUAAUUAGUUAGCUCUGACCGUUAUGCCAUUGAGUUGAGGUGAAAGAGUAGGUCAGUAUUGUUAUUCUAGCUUAGUUUAAGCCAUUUGUCAUAGGUAUUAUUAACCUUUUAAGCCUUUCGCGACAUCUUUGCUGUGGUAAGGGACAAAACACAGUUUUGUCUAAUACUUACAAUUAAACCGGUGGAUUCCGUCAUGAGCGACCUUCACACUUGUGUUCCUCUACUCAUGGGCUUUCUAAUGAGGGCCAAUUCAUCGCUGCCCUUAUAGUCUUGUAAAAUUAUGUUUUCUCAGAAGUAAUAUUAUUUAUAAGUGCGAAAAGGUGAAAAUUAGUCAACAUUGUGCCAUUUUUAGUUUGUAGUAAUGUAAGUUACAAAUAAAUAUUGUAACGGUUCAUUCUUUUUAAGAAAGUACUUUACUUUUUAUGAAAGUUCUUUAAUUGCAACAGAAAUUUUCAUUGCAUAAAUACAAAGAAAUCAAACAAUUUUUACUUACAUACAUCAUUACAUGAAACAUUUAUUUAUUUAAUUUAUUUCCUUUACACUUUUUUUUUUUAAUUCGUACAUUUCUUUCGCUUUGCUUUUCAAACCUUAUUUUUAUUUCAGGCCUACCAGUCGUAACAAAAAUUCUGUGAUGUGCAACACCAAGGCUAACUGUUAGUUUUCAUCCUUGCAACAUUAUAGUGUCCAUUACAAAAUCUUAACAUAAUUAAAAAAAUGUUUUCUUUUUAGCAACAUUUUUUUUUUUGGGUGAUUAUCAUAUCUUAUAUAAAUGCUAACUUUUUUGGGACAUAUACACAAUAGACGUGAACAGCAAGUGUGAAAGUUUUAUUUUCCUUUUUAUUUCAAACAUUCAAGAAUGGGUUUUCGUUACGUUUAUUAAUGUUUGAGAAGUUUUUAGUAAGGUACUUUUUCAUCAAGACAUUUGGAAAAUUUUUCUCUGCGUUCUUACAAGUUAAUUUUCACUAAGCUGACUAUAUAUAAGGACGAAGAAAAAUUAAUGAAAAAGGAAAUGGUACAACUAAUAUUCUAGCUAUCCUAGUUAAAUUUAGGACAUCGUACCCUUCUUAAUGUUUUCAUCAAUAUUUUGUCAUGGUUGCGCUCUUAGUAAAAAAUGACUAGAGUAGCAAAAAUUUGGCGAUUUUUCGUAAAAUAUCUCAAACUACCCAAAUUUAGGAAUCUAGGAAAGACAUGAAUGUUAAUACAAUUAAAAAAAGUUGUUGAAAACUUUAAGUAGAUACGCUUUUAAAAGGGCUAGCUAACAUUUUAGUUGCACUCAUUUCAUUUUUCAUCAAUUUUCAGAGUAAUUUUCUUACAUUUGCUGUUCAUAUUAAAAAUAAAGUACAAAAGAAUGUAGGUAUACUGAACGAUGUAUAUAGACAUUCUUUUAAAGGAAAAUAGUUACUAAUCUGCUAAUAUUUCAAUUAUGAGGGAUGAAAACUAAUUGGAUUGUUGCAUGGUGGGUUUAAUUAUAUGUUAAAAAAAGUUCGUAAAACCAAGUGCACGUUCUUGGUGGGUGAAUAACGAGGUGUUUAUUUUUAGGCAAUCGCUAACCAUUUCAUCUUUUCCACCAGUCAUACCGACAUCACCGACUGGAUCGAACCAACAACAUUUUAACAGUUGGUUAAAUUUUUUCUUGUGACGUUUGUCCUCAUUUUGAAAACAAAAUAUAUAUAUAAAUAUUGUAAUAAUCAUUAGGGAAUACAAUACUAAUUUCUUUUUCUUUUUGUUCCAUAAUGAUGGUCUGUUUACGCACGUCAACAAAAAAUGACGAACUUAUUAAGUACAUGUAAUAACAAGCAAAACAAAUUGAAAAAUGAAUUAUUACUAUAAUAAUAAUAUUAAUAAUGAUUACUAAUUUCUAGGGAUGGGAGUGUUUAUGGGUGUGAGAGUGUAUAAGUGUUGACGAAUUUGUGUGUGUAUUUGAAUCGGUAUCAGCAACUUUUCGGGAGCGAAUGUCAUGAGUGAUUUGCAAGUCUGGCUGUCAAUAUUUAAUAAGUAUAGUAGUAACUUAAGUGAUAUGUAUGUUUUGUUUGAAGUACUUGUAAACGUUAUAAAUAUUAGAUGCUAAUUCGGAUGUGGAAUUUCCUCACUAACCUACAAAGAACCAAAGGUUUCAAGUGCUACAUUGUAAAAAGACUGUGAUCAUCCCUUUUAUGGAAUUUUUUAUAAUGUAGUAGCACUGCCCUUUUAACGACAAAAAUGAGGAUACUGUCAUACAUUAUAAGGGCUGAUAAUAAAAUUAAAAAAAGAAAAAUAGCGUUGCACUUCUCUCGUGAACAUUUAUUAUCAUAUUAUCAAAUAUUCGGGAGGUAGUAUUUGCAACAUAAGAAAUAAAGAAAGCCCUUCAAGAACACUCACAGUUAUUUCAACUUGAUUCAGUGACCGAAAUUGAAAAAUGUAUUAAUCUUAUAGAAUUAAAAAAAAAAGUCUUGUCAAAUUAAUUUAACGAUACUUGUUUUUAUACUGGAACUAAUAACGUUUCGGUGAUCUUUUAUUAGGUAGCUGAAAGUAAAUAAUUACAAUUUUAAAAUUAAUAUGUCAUAAAUGAUUCGUUAUAGGUGAAAGGUUUGAUUUAUAGAAAAGAAAUCGUCAGCUUCAUAAUGCAUAUGAUUGUGAUAUUUUUUACAUCGCAUCUAUCGUUUCGUAUUCUUUUUGUCUAACGAUAUUUAGGUAGAAUUUUAUUUUAUAUUUACUUUAAAAAAAUGUCAUUCUUAACUUAUUCCCGUAUCGGUGCGAAAUGUCGGCCAUAUACUGAGAUUUUAUUAAAUAAUUUGAUUGUUAGUAGUACUUGGACAUCAGUGCAGUCAAAAAAGAAAUAACAUAUUGUAUAUAAAAAUUUGUACAGAUAAUGUGAGCAUUUUUUCGUAUUAUUCCAAUAAAGAUACUAUUUGGUAUUUUUUUUAAAGAGGUACUGAAUAUAUUAUCAAAACUAACACUAUGGCACUUUAUACUAAUAAUGUUUAAUUACUAAUAUGUAAAUAAUUUAGUAUCAAAUUUAUGCGACAAUUCUAUUAAAUUAAUUGCUUCUCUUGCAAGCUCUUUGACAAGUUGAAAUAAAUGUUGGAAUGUGGUGAAAUUUUCAAACGAAAAUAAACAACAAAUGUACAAAGUAACUGUCUGAUUGAAAGGUAUUUGUCUCUUUUUAACUUGGGGUUUGUCCUAAACGGAUAACGUUAUUUUUUCUAUUGUAAGAUUUGGUGAUAAUAUAUAGCGAUGUGUUUUAUGUUUAACUAAAUAAAUACUGGUCUCGUAUAUAUAUUUUAACGGAUAAUGAUAAUAAUUUAAAGGUGUUUCGUUCAAUCGAAUUUAAAACGAUUGUACGAUUUACCCUGUAUACGGUUAAUUUAGUUCGCUUUAAUUGCCCAUCAACAUAUAAAAGUGAACUGCAACAUACGAAAAGAAAUCAUUUGACAACUGUUUUUAGUUCAUUACUAAAAUAACAAAAAAGUUAGUUGCAUGUUUGUAAAUUGUUUUACAAAUAAUGUAAAAUAAUAUUUCUUCCUGUAGCUGCAGAAUGUUGAGGUACUGCCAUGGACGUGGCGCUGCUCGUGACCAGCGUCCGCGUCUCUCUUUCCUUAAAACCUACCGUUGGCCAAUAUGUAAAAGAUUAUUUUUUAGUUUCUUUUGUAUGUUUAGUGGUUAUUACAAUAGUUUAAGGCUUUCGCCUAUUAUAAUAAGUUUGAUAACAGAAUUCAAUUUGUAAAGGAACUGUUAAAACUUAAACAAGAAUAAAUUCUAAAAGUACA
Agrilus planipennis (emerald ash borer) is the source of this 5568-nucleotide messenger RNA. RefSeq names its product casein kinase I (gene CkIalpha). Gene Ontology annotation, cellular component: cytoplasm; nucleus. The record is from RefSeq and is a predicted model, not a curated record. The transcript is spliced from 5 exons. Lineage: Eukaryota; Metazoa; Arthropoda; Insecta; Coleoptera; Buprestidae. Gene Ontology annotation, biological process: signal transduction; peptidyl-serine phosphorylation; negative regulation of canonical Wnt signaling pathway. Bases 318 to 1406 code for a protein of 362 amino acids. Gene Ontology annotation, molecular function: protein serine/threonine kinase activity; ATP binding.